Molecule: messenger RNA, 606 nt
Organism: Suricata suricatta (meerkat)
Lineage: Eukaryota; Metazoa; Chordata; Mammalia; Carnivora; Herpestidae
Product: myosin-7-like
Exons: 3
Biological process (GO): peptidyl-threonine phosphorylation; actomyosin structure organization
Cellular component (GO): cytoskeleton; myosin complex; cytoplasm
Molecular function (GO): protein serine/threonine kinase activity
Source: RefSeq, a predicted model, not a curated record
GACACCCAGAUCCAGCUGGAUGACGCAGUCCGUGCCAACGACGACCUGAAGGAGAACAUCGCCAUCGUGGAGCGGCGUAACAACCUGCUACAGGCAGAGUUGGAGGAGCUGCGGGCCGUGGUGGAGCAGACGGAGCGGUCUCGGAAGCUGGCUGAGCAGGAGCUGAUCGAGACCAGUGAGCGGGUGCAGCUGCUGCACUCCCAGAACACCAGCCUCAUCAACCAGAAGAAGAAGAUGGACGCAGAUCUGUCCCAGCUUCAGACUGAAGUGGAGGAGGCCGUGCAGGAGUGCAGGAAUGCCGAGGAGAAGGCCAAGAAGGCCAUCACAGAUGCUGCCAUGAUGGCAGAGGAGCUGAAGAAGGAGCAGGACACCAGCGCCCACUUGGAGCGCAUGAAGAAGAACAUGGAGCAGACCAUCAAGGACCUGCAGCACCGGCUGGACGAGGCCGAGCAGAUUGCCCUCAAGGGCGGCAAGAAGCAGCUGCAGAAGCUGGAGGCCCGGGUGCGGGAGCUGGAGAAUGAGCUGGAAGCUGAACAGAAGCGCAACGUGGAGUCAGUCAAGGGCAUGAGGAAGAGUGAGCGCCGCAUCAAGGAGCUGACCUACCAG